CCUCGGCUCGUGGAAAAAUUUCAAGAGUGCCACCGAUUGAGGAGCAAAGCCACGAAGUUGAGUGCUAUUGGCGCAGAGUUAACGUGGGGAAGUUCCAUUGGCGGGAACUCUGUGUACGGCAACGGUGCUGCUCCGAUAGCCCGUGAUCCUCUCCAUCCGGGGAGGCCCGAAUCCAAAGCCCGAAUCCAAAGCUAAGAGAUAUCACACUCAUUCCCAGCUUCGCCCUUUCAUCCUCCUCUCGUCUGAAGCUGAAGCUGAAGCUUCUUCGGUGUCCGGGAAGAACAGAGGGACAGAGCCAGCGUUUUCUGACGCAGAAGCCAUGGCCGAUCGGACCCCACCUUCUUCUUCUUCUGAACAGAAAGAUAAGAAGGAUUACUCUACUGCAAUUUUGGAGCGGAAGAAGUCACCUAACCGCCUAGUAGUUGAUGAAGCUAUCAGUGAUGAUAACUCAGUGGUUACUAUGCACCCGGCUACCAUGGAGAAGCUCCAGUUUUUCCGAGGAGAUACUGUUCUAGUUAAGGGCAAGAAGCGUAAGGACACAGUUUGCAUCGUGCUUGCCGAUGAACUAUGCGAUGAACCAAAGAUCAGAAUGAACAAAGUAGUUCGAACAAACCUGAGGGUUCGUCUUGGCGAUGUAGUUUCUGUUCACCAGUGUCCUGAUGUGAAGUAUGGGAAACGGGUCCACAUCCUUCCUGUUGAUGAUACAAUCGAGGGGGUCACCGGAAACCUCUUUGACGUAUACUUGAAGCCCUAUUUCCUGGAGUCUUACCGUCCUGUGAGGAAAGGUGACCUCUUUCUAGUAAGAGGAGGAAUGCGAAGUGUUGAGUUUAAAGUGAUAGAGACGGACCCAGGUGAAUAUUGUGUUGUUGCACCUGAUACAGAGAUUUUCUGUGAAGGAGAACCCAUCAAACGUGAGGAAGAGGAAAGAUUGAAUGAAGUAGGGUAUGAUGAUGUUGGUGGUGUUAGGAAGCAAAUGGCUCAAAUACGUGAGCUAGUAGAACUUCCACUUAGGCAUCCUCAGCUCUUCAAAUCCAUUGGUGUGAAGCCACCAAAGGGGAUACUCCUUUAUGGGCCACCUGGUUCUGGGAAGACAUUGAUAGCGAGGGCUGUGGCUAAUGAAACCGGCGCAUUUUUCUUCUUGAUUAAUGGGCCUGAAAUCAUGUCGAAAUUAGCUGGUGAGAGCGAAAGCAACCUGAGAAAGGCUUUCGAGGAAGCUGAGAAGAAUGCUCCGGCUAUUAUCUUCAUUGAUGAGCUGGACUCUAUUGCACCAAAGAGAGAGAAGACUCACGGUGAAGUCGAAAGGCGUAUUGUGUCACAACUUCUGACUUUGAUGGAUGGGCUUAAGGCGAGGGCCCAUGUGAUUGUCAUUGGAGCUACUAAUAGACCCAAUAGCAUCGACCCUGCUCUAAGGAGAUUUGGGAGGUUUGAUCGAGAAAUUGAUAUUGGUGUACCUGAUGAAGUUGGAAGGUUGGAAAUUCUCAGAAUCCAUACAAAAAAUAUGAAGCUUGCAGAAGAUGUCGAUCUAGAGAAAGUAGCUCGAGAUACUCAUGGUUAUGUUGGAUCCGACCUUGCCGCCCUUUGCACAGAAGCUGCCCUUCAGUGUAUAAGAGAGAAGAUGGAUGUGAUUGACCUUGAGGACGACACCAUUGAUGCGGAGAUCUUAAAUUCCAUGGCCGUAACAAAUGAGCACUUCCAAACUGCUUUGGGAGCUUCCAAUCCAUCAGCUCUGCGUGAAACCGUUGUGGAAGUUCCGAAUGUCUCCUGGGAUGAUAUUGGUGGCCUGGACAACGUUAAAAGAGAGCUUCAAGAGACUGUUCAAUACCCGGUUGAGCAUCCCGAGAAGUUUGAGAAAUUUGGCAUGUCACCUUCCAAGGGUGUUCUCUUUUAUGGGCCACCAGGUUGCGGAAAAACCCUUCUUGCAAAAGCCAUUGCUAAUGAAUGCCAAGCAAACUUCAUUAGUGUUAAAGGACCUGAGCUUCUGACGAUGUGGUUCGGAGAAAGUGAGGCAAAUGUGAGAGAGAUUUUUGACAAGGCGAGACAAUCAGCUCCAUGCGUCCUUUUCUUUGAUGAACUUGACUCCAUUGCGACUCAGCGUGGGAGUUCUGUGGGAGAUGCUGGGGGUGCUGCAGAUCGAGUCUUGAACCAACUUCUCACAGAGAUGGAUGGGAUGUCAGCUAAGAAGACGGUCUUUAUCAUAGGGGCCACAAACAGGCCCGACAUCAUUGACCCAGCGCUGCUUCGUCCUGGGCGGCUUGACCAGCUUAUUUACAUUCCAUUACCUGAUGAAGCUUCCCGCCUUCAGAUCUUCAAAGCUUGUCUGAGGAAGUCUCCUGUCUCGAGAGAUGUUGAUCUUGGAGCUCUUGCCCGUUACACUCACGGGUUCAGUGGAGCAGAUAUAACUGAAAUUUGUCAGCGUGCCUGCAAAUAUGCAAUCCGAGAAAAUAUUGAGAAGGAUAUCGAAAAGGACAGGAGGAAGAAGGAGAACCCAGAGGCAAUGGAAGAGGAUGAAGUGGAUGAUGUCUCGGAGAUCAAGGCUGCCCACUUUGAGGAAUCGAUGAAGUUCGCCAGAAGAAGUGUGAGCGAUGCAGACAUUAGAAAGUACCAGCUGUUUGCUCAGACUCUGCAGCAGUCGCGCGGGUUCGGGUCAGAGUUCCGGUUCCCCGAUCAACCUGACAAUGUGGCCGGGGCAAAUACGGGGCCAGCUUCCGACCCGUUCGCUUCUGCGAAUCCUGGUGCAGACGACGAUGAUCUGUACAGCUGAGUUCUUCCAUGUUCCAACUCUCCUCCCCCCCUCCAACAGUUCUACAUUUACGGCUCAUGUAUGCGUGUAUUACUACGAGUUCUGCUAACUAUAUGUUACCUCGAGUUAGGUGACCUUAUCUUACUAUGCAGAAAUAAGAUUUCGACUUGUUAAGUUUAUGAAUGC
Messenger RNA from Punica granatum (pomegranate), 2926 nucleotides. The record is from RefSeq and is a predicted model, not a curated record. Lineage: Eukaryota; Viridiplantae; Streptophyta; Magnoliopsida; Myrtales; Lythraceae.